GAUAAACUGCCGAUUUUUUGUAGAUUAAUCGAAACCAAACCGCUCCUUUGUUUUCAAAAAUUUAAAAUCGGAUUAACUGCAUUUUACGGUGCGAUUCGAUUUUUCGGUUUUUCAUGGACAACCCUAAUUUUGACAAAACCCCAACCUAAGCCGCUACCCUAGACAGGAGUAGACGACGGAUUGGACUGUCCGAAGGCAGUCGUCACUCGUCAGUGUUUAUUUAGGACUGACCGCCUGGGGGUGGUUUUAGGCGCGAUGGAAGGCGCAUCUGCUUCACCGUCUGAUUCGAGUUCCAUGGAUGGGGGAGUUUCCAAGUACCUUGCCAACCUUCCUUCUCGUGGUCUCUUCUCCUCCACUGUCAUCUCUUCAAACCCGGGUGGAAUGCGAGUAUAUGUUUGCGAUCAUGAUACAUCACCCCCUGAGGAUCAGUUAAUAAAAACAAACCAAAUGAACAUAUUGAUUAGAUCUCUCACGCUUAAGAAACAGAAAAGUGAUUCCAGCGCAAAGGAUGUAAAGGGUAAAGCUACAGCUGAGAGCACAAAAGGAAAAAGGACUGCUGAAAGAAUUGGAGAUGGUAGAGCUUCUGUUAAGAGAGCCAACAUGACCAAAAAUUCUGAAAGUGCUCGACGGGAGGGAUCAAGUACUCGUGCACCUGAGAAGGAUUUACAGAGUCUGACCGUGGAAAGAUUACGUGCCCUUCUAAAGGAGAGGGGUCUGUCAGUCAAGGGAAAGAAGGAUGAAUUGAUUGCGCGUCUCAAAGGUGAUAGAGUGGAUGGUGAGUCGUAGUUUUCCUUAAGAAUCAACAGCAACAACAAUAACAAAAAGCAUUGUUGGAGUUGUUUGAGGGGUGGGGGGAAGAGGAAUCUGUUAUAUAUAUGUGCGCAUUCGGGGCCAGGAGGUUGUACCUCUUUUAAUCUGAUUUAGAAAUCCGAGUCUUUUUGUUACUUGAUGAACUUUCGAACUAAUGUAAAACGGGGAAAAUGUCUAGAUCUACUGUGAUGUCAAUUGCUGUUAUUUACAUUGUAGAUUUUUUUCUCUUUUCUUGUACGUACUUCCCCAUGAAGCCUGAUCAAGUAGUAUCCUGUAUCCAAAUGUUUUUGCAUUCCUUUC
This is a messenger RNA of Nelumbo nucifera (sacred lotus), 1110 nucleotides long. RefSeq names its product SAP domain-containing protein. Gene Ontology annotation, cellular component: Cul4-RING E3 ubiquitin ligase complex. Gene Ontology annotation, biological process: positive regulation of proteasomal ubiquitin-dependent protein catabolic process. The record is from RefSeq and is a predicted model, not a curated record. Lineage: Eukaryota; Viridiplantae; Streptophyta; Magnoliopsida; Proteales; Nelumbonaceae.